GAAAAAUAAACCAUGAUUUCUUUUGGUUUUAUCUUGGUAAUUGGUCUUCCAAUUUUUGCGACAGCAGCUACAAUGGAUGAUUGUAAAACUAUUGGUCUAGGCUUGGAGCCAAUCAUCAAGUCGAUAAAUGUUACAGACCGAUUUUUCUGGCCACCGGAGACAUACAAAGCUUACGCAGAUAAAUGUGAAGAAAUUAUAAAUUGUGUAAAAUCGGUGGACGCUUCCCUACUAGACAAGUUCUCAACCAAAGUGAGCCCUUGCCUAUUCUAUAUUUUCUACAAUCGCGACUUCUCAAAUUGCGCCAAAAAGCUGAUCGCGAAGAAAGAUGACAAUAUUUCAUGCCUCAACACACUUUUCAAUGAUGUUCACGAGCCAGAAGUAGAUGAGUGCGAUCAAUGGGACAGUCUUCAACCAUGCAUUAAGGAAAAUAUCGCAAAUUUGUGUGAUGACCAAUCAGGAAAAAUUCAGGAACAAUAUGUAAAACAAACCGCUAAUUUAAGACCAGAAUUUUGUGACUAAUAGUAAAAUGUUGAAUAAAACUAUUUUAGAUUUC
This is a messenger RNA of Caenorhabditis elegans, 553 nucleotides long. RefSeq names its product T20D4.11-like domain-containing protein (gene T13F3.6). The record is from RefSeq and is marked reviewed. The transcript has 4 exons. The coding region runs from base 13 to 519 and encodes 168 amino acids. Lineage: Eukaryota; Metazoa; Nematoda; Chromadorea; Rhabditida; Rhabditidae.